UACAGAUCUCCUCCUUUUUCAUAGAUUGCUACUUUUCAGGCGUCUAUGACUGUGUUUUUGCAAGAAGAAAAAAAUACUGAAGCAAGAUGUCUAGUAUGAAGUAACCUAUGAAGAUAAAAUGCAAUCCUAGUGAAAAGUGAGGAGCUCUAAAACAAAAUGUCUGAGGAAGAGGAUGGGAUCAUGUCAGGUGGGACUUCACAAGAUGACAAAGAACCAGAGUCUCCUGGACCAACUGAUGUUAUUACAUCUUAUAAUGUACCAAGCUUACCUCAGGACCAAACUACAAACUCUUCUUCAGUGAGUUUGAAAAGUGACAGAUCCAAGGAUGAAGCUUUAAAUUUUCACUGUGAAGAUGAAAGUUCACAAGAUGACAAAGAACCAGAGUCUCCUGGACCAACUGAUGUUAUUACAUCUUAUAAUGUACCAAGCUUACCUCAGGACCAAACUACAAACUCUUCUUCAGUGAGUUUGAAAAGUGACAGAUCCAAGGAUGAAGCUUUAAAUUUUCACUGUGAAGAUGAAAGUUCACAAGAUGACAAAGAACCAGAGUCUCCUGGACCAACUGAUGUUAUUACAUCUUAUAAUGUACCAAGCUUACCUCAGGACCAAACUACAAACUCUUCUUCAGUGAGUUUGAAAAGUGACAGAUCCAAGGAUGAAGCUUUAAAUUUUCACUGUGAAGAUGAAAGUUCACAAGAUGACAAAAAACCAGAGUCUCCUGGACCAACUGAUGUUAUUACAUCUUAUAAUGUACCAAGCUUACCUCAGGACCAAACUACAAACUCUUCUUCAGUGAGUUUGAAAAGUGACAGAUCCAAGGAUGAAGCUUUAAAUUUUCACUGUGAAGAUGAAAGUUCACAAGAUGACAAAGAACCAGAGUCUCCUGGACCAACUGAUGUUAUUACAUCUUAUAAUGUACCAAGCUUACCUCAGGACCAAACUACAAACUCUUCUUCAGUGAGUUUGAAAAGUGACAGAUCCAAGGAUGAAGCUUUAAAUUUUCACUGUGAAGAUGAAAGUUCACAAGAUGACAAAGAACCAGAGUCGCCUGAACCAACUGAUGUUAUUACAUCUUAUAAUGUACCAAGCUUACCUCAGGACCAAACUACAAACUCUUCUUCAGUGAGUUUGAAAAGUGACAGAUCCAAGGAUGAAGCUUUAAAUUUUCACUGUGAAGAUGAAAGUUCACAAGAUGACAAAGAACCAGAGUCUCCUGGACCAACUGAUGUUAUUACAUCUUAUAAUGUACCAAGUGAUUCUAAUGACAUCCAACCUGAAAAUUCUGGAGCAGCUGACAAAGGAGAUGCCAAGGAAGAAAAAUACCUGAAGAAAGUAAUUCUUGAGGAGGUGGGUCAACAGGAAAGUGACCCAAAACUCUCUGAGAUAGUGAUGUUUGAAAGAGAGGCCAAGGAAGAAAAAUACCUGAAGGAAGUCAUUCUUGAGAAGGUGGGUCAACAGGAAAGUGACCCAAAACUCUCUGAGAUAGUGAUGUUUGAAAGUGGGAAAAAGAACCUAAUCAUGCUCAAAGAUUUAUUUACCAACAAUAAAUCUCUGAUCUCCAAACUUCCUCGUAUGAACAAUAAUACCCAGCCAUGUCGCAGCCAAUCACCGACCACGCCCCAGUUCACAAGGAUGUCCAUCCAAGGUGUCUUCCGUUUCGCUGCUGCGCUCAACACGUUCAUUCGCACGCCCCAGCUUCUCAGCAAGCCAUCCCAGCGGAUCCGUUUCUUCGUGAUUCCUCGCGUACAGCUGCUUUGCCGUGUCCUCGACCCUUCCUUCCCCAUCAGACGCUCCCGAGUCUGCGCUCUUCCCACCUGCACCCCUUCUCCACCUCCACCGUCCAGGCUCCCAGGAGAGGCCAAGGAAGAAAAAUACCUGAAGAAAGUAAUUCUUGAGGAGGUGGGUCAACAGGAAAGUGACCCAAAACUCUCUGAGAUAGUGAUGUUUGAAAAUGACAAGAAAAAGAUAUGUUUCAUUCUUGAUGGCCUGGAAGAAUGCACACUUCCUCUUGACUUUGAAAACAACAAAGAAGUUAAAGACUGGAAGGAAGAAGCAUCAAUGGAUGAGCUGCUAACGAAUCUGAUCAAAGGAAAUCUGUUUCCUGAAUCUCAUAUUUUGAUAAUUUCUCAACCAAAAGGAGUUGAUAAGAUUCCUUCUGAAUAUAUCGACAGAGCUGUUCUCAUUCACGGAGAUGCCAAGGAAGAAAAAUACCUGAAGGAAAUAAUUCUUGAGGAGGUGGGUCAACAAGAAAGUGACCCAAAACUCUCUGAGAUAGUGAUGUUUGAAAGUGAGAAAAAGAACGUCAUCACACCCAAAGAUUUAUUUACCAACAAUAAAUUUCUGAUCUCCAAACAUCCUCGUAUGAACAAAAAUGUACUGAUGAAAGUAGCUCCUGGAAUUGAUAAAACAUUUCAAACAAAAAUGUUCAUGAAGGACUGGGCAAAAGGAAACUCCAACAAACACAUAAAGGCUUUAGUGACCUUUGAUUUCACUGAGUUGAAUUCAAUGAAGGAUGAAGGAAAAAGCAUGGAAUCUCUGCUGAAUGAUUUCUUCAAGACAAAAAAUGCUGUUUUCAAAGAUGACAAGAAAAAGAUAUGUUUCAUUCUUGAUGGGCUGGAAGAAUGCACACUUCCUCUUGACUUUGAAAACAACAAAGAAGUUAAAGACUGGAAGGAAGAAGCAUCAAUGGAUGAGCUGCUAACGAAUCUGAUCAAAGGAAAUCUGUUUCCUGAAUCUCAUAUUUUGAUAAUUUCUCAACCAAUAGGAGUUGAUAAGAUUCCUUCUGAAUAUAUCGACAGAGCUGUUCUCAUUCACGGAGAUGCCAAGGAAGAAAAAUACCUGAAGGAAAUAAUUCUUGAGGAGGUGGGUCAACAAGAAAGUGACCCAAAACUCUCUGAGAUAGUGAUGUUUGAAAGUGAGAAAAAGAACGUCAUCACACCCAAAGAUUUAUUUACCAACAAUAAAUUUCUGAUCUCCAAACAUCCUCGUAUGAACAAAAAUGUACUGAUGAAAGUAGCUCCUGGAAUUGAUAAAACAUUUCAAACAAAAAUGUUCAUGAAGGACUGGGCAAAAGGAAACUCCAACAAACACAUAAAGGCUUUAGUGACCUUUGAUUUCACUGAGUUGAAUUCAAUGAAGGAUGAAGGAAAAAGCAUGGAAUCUCUGCUGAAUGAUUUCUUCAAGACAAAAAAUGCUGUUUUCAAAGAUGACAAGAAAAAGAUAUGUUUCAUUCUUGAUGGGCUGGAAGAAUGCACACUUCCUCUUGACUUUGAAAACAACAAAGAAGUUAAAGACUGGAAGAAGAAGAAGCAUCAAUGGAUGAGCUGCUAA
Poeciliopsis prolifica (blackstripe livebearer) is the source of this 3330-nucleotide messenger RNA. RefSeq lists its product as uncharacterized. NCBI's taxonomy places the organism in Eukaryota, Metazoa, Chordata, Actinopteri, Cyprinodontiformes, Poeciliidae. The transcript is spliced from 22 exons. The record is from RefSeq and is a predicted model, not a curated record. Bases 157 to 3330 code for a protein of 1057 amino acids.